This is a messenger RNA of Rangifer tarandus platyrhynchus (Svalbard reindeer), 510 nucleotides long. NCBI's taxonomy places the organism in Eukaryota, Metazoa, Chordata, Mammalia, Artiodactyla, Cervidae. The record is from the annotation of a GenBank genome assembly.
AUGGCGUCCACUGUUCACCAGACUUGGGGUAACUUUCUUUCCCGCAGAAUCGGCUGCCUCCCAGCGCGUCCGCUGGCCUCGGCCUUACGCCGGCUGGAACGUUUAAUCCGUUCCCCCCUUUAUACAAAGCCUUCCCGCAGAGUCGGCUGCCUCCCAGCGCGUCCGCUGGCCUCGGCCUUACGCCGGCUGGAACGUUUAAUAGAAAUCUUUCUUCUGCACCAGAUACCUUCCUGCUUCCCAGCAGGGCCUUGGAUUUACACUGGACUUUCCUGUCUGUCUGAGCACCGGUGUUUUUAUCUAUCCUUCCCCUCUGUCUUGGAAGUGUUCUCUUUCCCCAGUCAAGGGAUCCCGGACGAGCCCCCAAAUGUUCUGCCCGAUGUCCGAAUCCCAGAGCGGGAAGAGAGAAGUUCCAAGGCAAUGCAAUUUACAAAAAGGGAAGUUUUAUUACUGACUCGAGUCAGGGCCUUCUGCUGCAACCAACACAGUGGUGCAAGGUCAGAAAAGCCCUGA